This is a messenger RNA of Pyrus x bretschneideri (Chinese white pear), 801 nucleotides long. RefSeq names its product 60S ribosomal protein L12. The transcript has a single exon. Gene Ontology annotation, molecular function: large ribosomal subunit rRNA binding; structural constituent of ribosome. The record is from RefSeq and is a predicted model, not a curated record. The coding region runs from base 88 to 588 and encodes 166 amino acids. Gene Ontology annotation, biological process: translation. NCBI's taxonomy places the organism in Eukaryota, Viridiplantae, Streptophyta, Magnoliopsida, Rosales, Rosaceae. Gene Ontology annotation, cellular component: ribosome; cytosolic large ribosomal subunit.
CUUCAAAAGCCACACGCUUCACUCUCACUCUGCCUCCUCCCUCCAAAACCCUAACGCCCCCAAACCCAAAGCGCCGCCGAAGAAGCCAUGCCUCCCAAAUUCGACCCCUCUCAGGUCGUCGAUGUCUACGUCCGAGUCACCGGAGGCGAGGUCGGCGCCGCCAGUUCGCUCGCUCCCAAGAUAGGUCCUUUGGGUCUCUCCCCCAAAAAGAUCGGAGAAGACAUCGCUAAGGAGACUGCCAAGGACUGGAAGGGCCUGAGAGUCACCGUCAAGCUCACCGUGCAGAAUCGUCAGGCCAAGGUCUCCGUCGUCCCCUCCGCCGCAGCGCUUGUCAUCAAGGCGUUGAAGGAGCCGGAGCGCGACAGGAAGAAGACUAAGAACAUCAAGCACAGUGGGAACAUUUCGUUGGACGACGUGAUCGAGAUUGCUAAGGUGAUGAGGAACAGGUCCAUGGCGAAGGAGUUGGCCGGGACCGUGAAGGAGAUUCUGGGCACUUGCGUUUCGGUAGGGUGCACCGUAGAUGGCAAGGACCCGAAGGAUCUUCAGCAGGAGAUUGCCGACGGUGAUGUCGAAAUUCCCUUGGACUGAUGAGCUAUGUUUUUGGUUUUAUAUAAUGUUAGUCAGUUUUUGGGUUCUAUAAAAAUUUCAUAUUUUUGGGUUUUAAUUCUAAAUUGGUUUCCCAGUUAUGAAUUUCUAUAGAGCAUUGAAAUCGUUGGUCGAAUUCGGAGCUGUAAUGCCUUAGUGUUAAUUUAUGAACCUGAUUUUGUUGCUUAAUGUUGAAAUGCAUUUUCUUUGUGCUCA